Trichosurus vulpecula (common brushtail) is the source of this 2020-nucleotide messenger RNA. RefSeq names its product SLU7 homolog, splicing factor (gene SLU7). The coding region runs from base 131 to 1891 and encodes 586 amino acids. The transcript has 16 exons. Gene Ontology annotation, molecular function: pre-mRNA 3'-splice site binding. The record is from RefSeq and is a predicted model, not a curated record. Gene Ontology annotation, cellular component: spliceosomal complex. Gene Ontology annotation, biological process: mRNA splicing, via spliceosome. NCBI's taxonomy places the organism in Eukaryota, Metazoa, Chordata, Mammalia, Diprotodontia, Phalangeridae.
GGAAGUUCCCGGAUGUAAACAAGGCUUGACCGCCGUAAAAGUGUGUCCGGGUAGGGGUUGGAGUCGGCGGGUUGUUCCUCUGGGGUCUUCCCCUAGGCAGACGUAGGGGCGUCACCAGAUAACCAGGACCAUGUCGGCUGCUGUUACAGAAGCAAUAAACACUGGCCCCCCAGGGGGAUCAAAUGACAUGGGUUUGGAAGAGCCAAAGAAAAUGACAAGGGAAGACUGGAGAAAGAAGAAGGAGCUAGAAGAACAAAGAAAGCUGGGUAAUGCCCCAGCUGAAGUAGAUGAGGAAGGAAAAGAUAUCAAUCCUCAUAUUCCGCAGUACAUCUCCUCUGUGCCAUGGUAUAUAGAUCCAUCAAAAAGACCCACACUAAAGCAUCAGAGACCCCAACCUGAGAAACAAAAAGAGUACAGUUCAUCUGGAGAGUGGUAUAAGAGGGGCGUAAAAGAGAAUAUUGUGACUACAAAAUAUCGCAAAGGAGCAUGUGAAAACUGUGGGGCUAUGACGCAUAAAAAAAAAGACUGCUUCGAGAGACCUAGACGUGUUGGUGCCAAAUUCACAGGAACUAACAUAGCACCAGAUGAACAUAUACAACCUCAGCUUAUGUUUGACUAUGAUGGUAAAAGAGAUCGGUGGAAUGGCUACAACUCAGAGGAGCAUAUGAAGAUUGUGGAAGAAUAUGCCAAAGUUGACCUGGCUAAACGUACACUGAAAGCUCAGAAGCUGCAGGAAGAAUUAGCCUCAGGAAAGUUAGUGGAACAGGUGAAUUCCCCAAAACAUCAGUGGGGAGAAGAAGAACCAAAUUCUCAAACGGAAAGAGACCAUAAUAGUGAAGAUGAGGAUGAAGAUAAGUAUGCAGAUGAUAUUGAUAUGCCUGGACAGAAUUUUGACUCUAAAAGACGAAUUACAGUCCGGAACCUUAGGAUUCGAGAAGACAUUGCUAAAUACUUGCGAAAUUUAGAUCCCAAUUCUGCCUAUUAUGAUCCAAAAACAAGAGCAAUGCGAGAGAAUCCCUAUGCCAAUGCAGGAAAGAAUCCUGAUGAAGUUAGUUAUGCAGGAGACAAUUUCGUUCGGUACACUGGAGAUACAAUUUCAAUGGCGCAAACACAGUUGUUUGCCUGGGAAGCUUAUGACAAAGGGUCUGAAGUGCAUCUCCAAGCAGAUCCAACAAAAUUGGAGUUGCUGUAUAAAUCAUUUAAAGUCAAGAAAGAAGAUUUCAAAGAACAACAGAAAGAAAGCAUCCUGGAGAAGUAUGGAGGUCAAGAACACCUGGAUGCUCCCCCCUCUGAGUUACUGUUAGCUCAAACAGAAGACUAUGUGGAAUAUUCAAGACACGGAACAGUCAUCAAAGGACAAGAGCGAGCUAUCGCCUGCUCUAAGUAUGAAGAGGAUGUCAAGAUCAACAAUCACACACAUAUCUGGGGUUCCUACUGGAAAGAAGGUAGAUGGGGGUACAAGUGCUGUCACUCCUUUGUCAAGUUUUCCUACUGUACAGGAGAAGCUGGGAAGGAAAUUGCUAAUGCAGAUGAAUAUAUUCCUGAUGAUGCCGUGGGAGAAGAGCAAGCGAGCAGACCAAAAACUCUAAUGGAGCUUCACCAAGAGAAACAGAAAGAGGAGAAGAAGAAGAAAAAGAAGAAGAAACACAGGAAGAGUAGUUCUGACAGUGAGGGUGAAGAAAAGAAGAAACAUGAAAAACUGAAAAAGGCACUAAAUGCUGAGGAGGCCCGUCUCCUCCAUGUCAAGGAGAUCCUGCAGCUAGAUGAGAGGAAGAGGCCCUACAAUAGCAUGUAUGAAGCCCGAGAGCCUACCGAGGAGGAGAUGGAGGCAUACAGGAUGAAACGCCAGAGGCCAGAUGACCCCAUGGCUUCUUUCCUUGGACAGCAAUGACAUGACUUAGAUGGAGAUUCAGGACACCCUACUUGUAUAUAUUCUUUUUCGUCUCUUGGUUAACAAAGAAGGAAAAAUCCACAUUUGUUAUUCUUACUAUCUUUUAAAUAAAUUUCUGGAACCCUUUCA